Neomonachus schauinslandi (Hawaiian monk seal) is the source of this 1653-nucleotide messenger RNA. It is a transcript of the gene COCH, whose product is annotated as cochlin. Bases 1 to 1653 code for a protein of 550 amino acids. The transcript is spliced from 11 exons. The record is from RefSeq and is a predicted model, not a curated record. NCBI's taxonomy places the organism in Eukaryota, Metazoa, Chordata, Mammalia, Carnivora, Phocidae.
AUGUCUGCAGCCUGGAUCCCAGUUCUCUGCCUCGGUGUCUGUCUGCUGCUGCUGCCGGAGCCUGCGGGCAGCGAGGGAGCGGUUCCCAUUGCUAUCACAUGCUUUACCCGAGGCCUGGACAUCAGGAAAGAGAAAGCAGAUGUACUUUGCCCAGGGGGCUGUGCUCUUGAGGAAUUCUCCGUGUUUGGGAACAUAGUGUAUGCGUCUGUAUCAAGCAUAUGUGGCGCAGCUGUCCACAGGGGAGUAAUCAGCAUCUCAGGGGGACCUGUGCGAAUAUAUAGCCUACCAGGUCGAGAAAACUAUUCCUCAGUAGCUGCCAAUGGCGUUCAGUCUCAAACACUUUCCAGAUGGUCUGCUUCUUUCACAGUGACAAAAGGAAAAAGUGGUACUCAGGAAGCCACAGGACAAGCAGUGUCCACAGCACGUCCACCAACAGGGAAACGACUAAAGAAAACACCUGAGAAGAAAACUGGCAAUAAAGACUGUAAAGCAGACAUUGCAUUUCUGAUUGAUGGAAGUUUUAAUAUUGGGCAGCGCCGAUUUAAUCUACAGAAGAAUUUUGUUGGCAAAGUGGCUCUAAUGUUGGGAAUUGGAACAGAGGGACCACACGUGGGCCUUGUUCAAGCCAGUGAACAUCCCAAAAUAGAAUUUUACUUGAAAAACUUUACAUCAGCCAAAGAUGUUUUGUUUGCCAUAAAGGAAGUAGGUUUCAGAGGGGGUAAUUCCAAUACAGGAAAAGCCUUGAAGCAUACCGCCCAGAAAUUCUUCACAGCAGACACUGGAGUAAGAAGAGGGAUCCCCAAAGUGGUGGUGGUAUUUAUUGAUGGCUGGCCUUCUGAUGACAUUGAGGAAGCAGGCAUUGUGGCCAGAGAGUUCGGUGUCAAUGUAUUUAUAGUGUCUGUGGCCAAGCCUAUCCCUGAAGAACUGGGGAUGGUUCAGGAUGUUGCAUUUGUUGACAAGGCUGUCUGUCGGAAUAAUGGCUUCUUCUCUUACCACAUGCCUAACUGGUUUGGUACCACAAAAUAUGUAAAGCCUCUGGUUCAGAAACUCUGCACUUAUGAGCAAAUGAUGUGCAGCAAGACCUGUUACAACUCCGUGAACAUUGCCUUUCUAAUUGAUGGCUCCAGCAGUGUUGGAGACAGUAAUUUUCGCCUCAUGCUUGAAUUUGUUUCCAACAUAGCCAAGACUUUCGAAAUCUCAGACAUUGGUGCCAAGAUAGCUGCUGUACAGUUCACCUAUGAUCAGCGCACAGAAUUCAGUUUCACUGAUUAUAGCACCAAAGAGAAUGUCCUAGCUGUUAUCAGAAACAUUCGCUAUAUGAGCGGUGGGACAGCCACAGGCGAUGCCAUCUCCUUCACCGUUAGAAACGUGUUUGGUCCCGUGAGGGAGAGCCCCAACAAGAACUUCCUGGUAAUUGUCACAGACGGCCAGUCCUAUGAUGAUGUUCGAGGCCCUGCUGCUGCUGCACACGAUGCAGGUAUCACCAUCUUCUCUGUUGGUGUGGCUUGGGCACCUUUGGAUGACCUGAAAGAUAUGGCCUCUAAACCAAAGGAGUCACAUGCUUUCUUCACAAGAGAGUUCACAGGAUUAGAACCAAUUGUUUCCGAUGUCAUCAGAGGCAUUUGUAGAGAUUUCUUGGAAUCCCAGCAAUAA